Messenger RNA from Alexandromys fortis (reed vole), 4559 nucleotides. RefSeq names its product sprouty related EVH1 domain containing 1 (gene Spred1). Gene Ontology annotation, molecular function: protein kinase binding. The record is from RefSeq and is a predicted model, not a curated record. The transcript has 7 exons. Lineage: Eukaryota; Metazoa; Chordata; Mammalia; Rodentia; Cricetidae. The coding region runs from base 187 to 1449 and encodes 420 amino acids. Gene Ontology annotation, biological process: negative regulation of MAPK cascade; multicellular organism development. Gene Ontology annotation, cellular component: membrane.
GCGCGCCCCGCCGGCCGCCGCCGCCGCCUGCCGCCCCUCGGUGCCGCCGCUGCCGCUGCUUCCCCGCCUGCUGUUGCUCCUCCAUCUCCUGUGCGGAACACGGUGAGGGAAAGAUGAGCGAGGAGACGGCGACUUCUGACAACGAUAAUAGUUAUGCACGAGUGCGAGCUGUGGUGAUGACCAGAGAUGACUCAAGUGGUGGAUGGCUACCACUCAGAGGGAGCGAGCGGACUGAGCUGCGCCACUGUCUUCAGAGUCCCUCAUCAGGAAGAGAAUGGCUGUGCAGACUUCUUUAUCCGUGGAGAGAGACUCAGGGACAAAAUGGUGGUUUUGGAGUGUAUGCUUAAAAAAGACCUCGUUUAUAACAAGGUCACUCCCACAUUUCACCACUGGAAGAUCGACGACAAGAAGUUCGGCCUUACCUUUCAGAGUCCUGCAGAUGCCGGGGCUUUCGAUGGAGGCAUUCGAAGAGCUAUAGAGGAUAUUUCUCAAGGGUGCCCAGCAUCAAAAAAUGAGGCUGAAGGAGAAGACGAUUUACAAACCACUGAAGAGGACACUUCUCGUUCCUUAGUAAAAGAUCACCUUUUCCAGCAAGAGACAGUGGUUACCAGUGAGCCUUACAGAAGCUCAGACAUAAGACCUUUACCCUUUGAAGAUCUGAAUGCCAGAAGAGUCUACUUGCAAAGCCAAGGCAGCCAGAUACCAUUCAGUCAGCAAGGCCUAGACAUUCAGAGCCGAAGUAUGGAAUAUGUACAGCGGCAAUUAUCUAAGGAGUGUGGGAGCCUAAAGUCCCAAAAUAGGGUCCCUUUGAAGUCAAUCAGACACGUCAGCUUUCAAGAUGAGGAUGAGAUUGUCAGAAUAAAUCCUCGAGAUAUCUUAAUACGUCGGUAUGCAGACUACAGACAUCCGGACAUGUGGAAAAAUGACUUGGAGAGAGAUGAUACUGACUCCAAUAUUCCAUUUUCUAAACAAGACAGUAAAAAAUCAGACUAUCUCUACCACUGUGGAGAUGAAACUAAGUUAAGUUCCCUGAAAGACUCUGUGGUAUUUAAGACACAGCCUCCCUCAUUAAAAUGUAAGUCAAAACGAAGAAAAGAGGAUGGGGAACGUUCUCGCUGCGUGUACUGCCAGGAAAGGUUUAAUCAUGAAGAAAAUGGCAGGGGGAAAUGCCAGGAUGCUCCAGAUCCUGUUAGAAGAUGCAUAUAUCAAGUUAGUUGCAUGCUCUGUGCAGAGAGCAUGCUGUAUCAUUGUAUGUCAGACUCGGAGGGAGACUUUUCUCACCCUUGUUCAUGUGACACUAGUGAUGACAAGUUCUGCCUAAGAUGGUUAGCCCUGGUAGCGCUGUCCUUUAUUGUACCAUGUAUGUGCUGCUACGUCCCUUUGAGAAUGUGCCAUCGCUGUGGUGAGGCAUGUGGGUGCUGUGGUGGGAAACAUAAGGCUGCUGGGUGAAGCAGUCCAGGGCCAGCAGGAGCUUAAAAUCUUCAUCUCCAGGAAUUAGCUAACUUGGAUUUGUGGAAGCUGUUGGCAGGCAGUAUGGAAUCUUGCCUGGUUCAUUGGGGCCAUGCGUGGAGGAAGCAGAACUCAUCAGUUCUUGUGACUUACAGAUGCUUGCCAUGCCUGAUGUUUUCCUGAGUGCGUGGCAUGUUCUGGGACACAUCAUAGAUCAUUGGCAGCAAAAUGUCAUUUCUAGUAUUGACUACAAAAGGUCAACAUAGAAUAUGAUCCAACUAAAAGGGAUUAAUUUUGGCAUUUUUAUAUUUAUGCACUAGGUGACGGGACUUUUUAAAGAUUUGAAUUUUUUAAGACAUUAACUAAAAAGUGCACUAAGGAACAGGUUUCAGUACAGAAAAGUUAAUACUUGGAAAUUAAAAAAGAUAGAACAAGUGCAACUAAAUCAUGUAUUAGUUGUUUUUUGAAAGCAGUUUUAUGUAUAAAUAACAAAUGUUUAUAUUUAACUAAAUGUAAGGUACGAACUAUGACAUAUUAAACUUUUCUUGCCCUUCCUAGUUCUGAGGUAGAUGUGCAUAUAUCUACCACCACAUUCCAUAUAUUUUGAGUAUUUAACUCAUCUAGUUAUUAACGUUUGUAUCCAUGUGAAAGAUUUGAUAUGUUCAUCCUCGUUUCUCUCUGGCUGCAGUUUAUAUUGAGUUACUAUCUGUACAUUCUGGAAAUCUAAACUCUUUAAAAUACUCUAAUAGCCUUGAGUGACCAAUUUUUUUUUAAGCACAGGUGUAAUUGUCUAAUGUUCUGAUGGAAACAUAACACUUAUUUUUAUAUAAAGAGACUGAGUAAGCAUAGAAGAAAGUGAGGGUUUCUCGUUGUUUGUUUUUGUGGUAUUCAACCAGCAAGUUGUUUUCUUUCAGAGUUUCCUCCUUCAGAAGAGCUUAGUUGCCUUUAUAAAGGUUUUACAAGGCAGGAGCAUUAGCUGAAUAGUUAAUGUGAAGCAGUUUCCUCUCGAGUCUCCAUUUAUCAUUCUGCGAAGCCAGAAUGUGCACAGCUGUUUCACUGAUUGUUUUUAAGCUUAAUCUUCUGUGCUUAUUAUUAUUACUCACAUAACAAUAACAUUUUUCAGUUGCAUUUUAUUUCAGCUAGUCAAGAGCAAAGUUAUUAAAAUGUAUGCGGAACUCUCCCAAGAAAGUAUUUAAUCCGCCAUUGUGAAUGGAAGAGCUUGUACAUCACAUCCUGUCACAGAGCAUUUGUGUUAUGGGAUGUUUGAUUUACAGAGUGGUAUGGUGUGUUCCAGCAAACUAUUUAAAAGUGCUUUGGGGUCAAAUUGUCUCUUUUUUUAAAAUGUUACAUUACGUUCUAACCAUAUGAGGGGUUCUUUGAUAUACUCCCUUGACAGUUGAGCAGUGUGCCUUUUUUUCCUUCUUUUGCUUAAAGUCUCUGAAGUGAUAGAAAAUCACACUACCAUUUGAAGUUCAUUCUGCAGGUUCUCAGUGUCAUUUCUGUACCGUUCAUUUUGUGUGUCACACUUAAGCUUGUGUUAGCUUUCUUCUUUUGCCCCAAAUCAAACUGAACAAUGUAUAUAUAACACUAUCUGUCUGUAAAAUACUUUUUUUAAGAAAGCAUUUAUAUUUAUAUGACAGCUUGAACUGACAACAUUAUGUAUAUAGAUCAUCUUGAAGUAUUAUUUCACAUUGAAAAGAAGAAAAAUAUAUUGAUAACUAUAGAUGUUAUGAAGAAGAGGUUAUUUCUAGUUUUGUACUAAAAAUCAAUUGGAUGAACUAAAUCCAAAACCAGACACUGUAGCAGCAAUUUUAAGUCUUAUUUUUACUGUUUCUAUAUUUGGAGGCUGCUACACAGAUGAUCUUCAUCCCUGACGUUUUCAGAUAAACUUGGUUUCCUAGAGCAGACUGUUAACUUUCAAAAUUCCUUUUUAUUGCUGAAAUAGAAAUACUGGUUUUCCUUAUGAAUGAAUAUUCAUAUUUGUAAGUGUGGAGUUUGUAAUUCAGGUUGGAACAAGGUGUGAAUAACUGAAGACUAUAACUUGCUGGCUAUAUAGGAAAUGCCGUGGAAAUGAACUGUGUAUAUAAGAACAAAAUUAAUCAUUUUUCUGUUAAGCACUAGUCACUAUAGUGCAUCUCCUGGUUCUCUACUGUAUUUUAUACGCAACAUACCUGCUUUAAUAUUUUAAUGUUUGUGCAUUAAUAUUUUCAGUUUGUUUAACCACUUUGCUGCUAAGAGUUUGCCAUCCUGUUCCCGUUUUUUUCCUUUACAGUUUUAAACAUUUCUCUUCAUUAAAAACUAUGGUAAUGAAAUUGGUUUUUUUUUUACUUUGGAUUUUUGUAAUUAGCAUAUACGAAUUCAUAUCAGUGCAGAAAAGUAGCUGAUGAUGUAAUAAUAUUGAGUCCCUCUGUGAUCAGAUGAACAGUUUAAUCCUAUUCCCAAGCAUGUGCAGGUGGAUUCAGGAAUGAUUUUUCAUUUGCUGCGCAGAUUCGGCACCGCCAUUGAGCGUUUCCUUUUAAAACUCCUCUUUUGUCUAAAGUUUAAGCCGAUGGCUCAACAAAACUAUUAGAGUAAAGUAAAUACUGAAAAUCACCAAAAUGCAUGACCGGAAAGAAUUCUGCCUGGUGGGCUUCUUUGGUUUUCAAGUGAUUCUUGUGGCUUAAAGGGGCCUCAGAGCCUUUGAUUUGCUGAUCAGGAGUACUUUGGAGUUCCAGUGCCACCUGCUGGAUGAUUUUAGACCAGUGUCAAGAGAUGGAGGUGGCCUCUGCCCAGUAAAUGGCUGUUCAGAGGGUGGCCCACUGCCCACCAGAGAAACCAGGGGUAAGGAACAGCUCAAUGGAAUGUAAAUAAAUCUUUACUCUAAUGCAUUAUUUGGUUGCUGAAAGAUUUUAAGCACUUUUUUCUUACAUAUCCUGUUUUAAAAUAUUUAUUGAAGCUUGGAACUGGCAGUCUGACGUACGUAUAUACUGAAGCAUUUAUACAACCAGUUCCUUUAACUCAGAAGCCAUUACCAAAAUGGUAUUCCUAUUUUCUUCCCAGUGCCAGUCAGGGAGAAUUUUUUUAAAAAAAAAAAAAAAAACAUAAUUGCCUGUAUUUUAUCAUGACAACUC